Gavia stellata (red-throated loon) is the source of this 1550-nucleotide messenger RNA. RefSeq names its product sphingosine-1-phosphate receptor 1 (gene S1PR1). Gene Ontology annotation, cellular component: membrane. NCBI's taxonomy places the organism in Eukaryota, Metazoa, Chordata, Aves, Gaviiformes, Gaviidae. The record is from RefSeq and is a predicted model, not a curated record. Gene Ontology annotation, molecular function: sphingosine-1-phosphate receptor activity. Gene Ontology annotation, biological process: sphingosine-1-phosphate receptor signaling pathway; angiogenesis. The coding region runs from base 58 to 1197 and encodes 379 amino acids. The transcript has a single exon.
UUGCGCUCGGCGUCACCAUCCGGUGGCCGCUGGGGAAGCGGCGCCCAGCCGGGCACGAUGAGCACCGGCACCACCACCCCACUGAAGGUCGUCAGCAACCUUGCCAACACUGAUGUCAACUAUGUCAUCAAAGAGCAUUAUAAUUACACGGGAAAGCUAAAUGAGAAUGCGGACAGUGGAAUAAAAGUGACGUCGGUGGUUUUUAUCAUCAUUUGCUGCUUUAUAAUCUUAGAGAACAUUUUUGUCUUGCUCACCAUCUGGAAAACCAAGAAGUUUCACAGACCCAUGUACUACUUCAUUGGGAACUUGGCUCUUUCAGACUUGCUGGCUGGUGUGGCUUACACUGCCAACCUCCUGCUAUCUGGACACAAAACCUAUAGCCUCACCCCCUCCCAGUGGUUUGUAAGAGAAGGCAGCAUGUUUGUUGCCUUGUCAGCUUCUGUGUUCAGCUUGUUGGCCAUUGCCAUCGAGAGAUACAUCACCAUGUUGAAGAUGAAACUCCACAAUGGCAGCAACAGCUUCCGUUCCUUCUUGCUGAUCAGUGCUUGCUGGGUUAUCUCGGUGAUACUUGGGGGACUCCCGAUCAUGGGCUGGAACUGCAUCAGCCUCUUGUCCAACUGCUCCACCGUGCUGCCUCUCUACCACAAGCACUAUAUUCUCUUUUGCACCACUGUUUUCACUGGCCUUUUGCUGUCUAUUGUUGUCCUCUAUUGCAGGAUCUACUCCAUGGUGAGGACUAGGAGCCGCAGGCUGACAUUUCGGAAAAACGUUACCAAAGCUACUAGGAGCUCAGAAAAGUCGCUAGCCUUGCUCAAGACAGUGAUCAUAGUCCUGAGUGCCUUCAUCGCCUGCUGGGCUCCCUUGUUCAUCCUGCUUUUACUGGAUGUGGGGUGUAAAGUGAAGACCUGCCCAAUCCUCUAUAAAGCAGAAUAUUUCUUAGUACUAGCUGUGCUCAAUUCAGCCACGAACCCUAUCAUCUACACCUUGACAAACAAAGAGAUGCGGAGGGCUUUCAUCAAGAUUCUGUGUUGCUGCAAAUGUCCCCCAGCAGAUUCUGGGACCAAAUUCAAGAGGCCGAUCAUUGGAGGGAUGGAGUUCAGCCGUAGUAAGUCUGACAACUCCUCCCACCCACAGAAGGAGGAAGGCGACCGUCCUGAAACCAUCAUGUCUUCGGGCAAUGUUACCUCAUCUUCUUAGGAGUAACUACGGGGGUGUAUUUCAGAGCCUUCCUCUGAAAUCGGGGAGCUGAGACGCCUCCUGCUCACGGCGGCAGUGUUGGGCUAAGUGAGCAAGUAGCAUUAGUUCUAAUGAGGCAAACGGUGCACUUGCGAGGCUGGAGUUCAAGAAAUGGGACAGACUGUUCUGGCUUGAAAAUCUUUUUCCCUGGAGCAUGUUUUGUCUUUGCACUGAGGCAGCUCAGGAUUGUCAGGCGCAUUCAUAUCCUGAAAUCUCCUUAGUAACUCUGAAAGACUGAUGCCUUGGUGAAAUGAUGCCUGGUGUGUGUGAGAGAAAGAGAGAGGGGGAGGAGGGAGAAUGAAUCUUUUUUUUUU